Molecule: messenger RNA, 246 nt
Organism: Baudoinia panamericana UAMH 10762
Lineage: Eukaryota; Fungi; Ascomycota; Dothideomycetes; Mycosphaerellales; Teratosphaeriaceae
Exons: 1
Coding region: 1-246 (81 amino acids)
Source: RefSeq, a predicted model, not a curated record
AUGCUUCAAACCUUCCACGGCUUUUCUGCUGCAUCCUCCCGCAUAUUACAGGUCGCGAUCCACGUGCUGACUCCGCUUUCGCAGCACGACCCGGCAAUCGCCUGUGCUUCUGGCUUCGGCCGUCGCUCCGCAGCCCCUACGCCGGCUCUGAUAGACAACGAUACUAAGGCGAUUUUGACCGCUGAAGCGGAGAUUGUGGGUUUGUGCUACCACAAACCUACACCUUGGCCGAUAGGAGCCAGCUGA